Molecule: messenger RNA, 219 nt
Organism: Phytophthora nicotianae INRA-310
Lineage: Eukaryota; Oomycota; Peronosporomycetes; Peronosporales; Peronosporaceae
Exons: 2
Coding region: 1-219 (72 amino acids)
Source: RefSeq, a predicted model, not a curated record
AUGGGGACCAUUUUCGGUUUUAAAGGCACUCAAACGAGCAAGACACUUAAAGGCCAGGGUCUAAAGGAGAUGUUUCCGUUUGCGCGCGAACCCCUGACCAUUACGAAGGAUAUUGACGAGGGGCUACGCUCCUUUUUGACCGGCUUCCUCGGACAAGAUGUCGAAGACGUGGCAGUCGAAAAGAGAAGGCUUCUUUUUCGGAUCGAGAGAGUAAACUGA